Triticum aestivum (bread wheat) is the source of this 2155-nucleotide messenger RNA. RefSeq lists its product as uncharacterized. The transcript has 4 exons. Gene Ontology annotation, molecular function: protein binding. The record is from RefSeq and is a predicted model, not a curated record. The coding region runs from base 363 to 1598 and encodes 411 amino acids. NCBI's taxonomy places the organism in Eukaryota, Viridiplantae, Streptophyta, Magnoliopsida, Poales, Poaceae.
ACAAGCCCCGUCUUCUCUCUCGCAGUUUGGGAUCGAGGCAUCGAGCUUUUCUUCCUCCCGUAAAAUCUCCCAAUCGACCGCCGCUGGGAGAGAGCAGUCGCGCCGGAGCCGGAGGACUUCUCUGCGCCGCCAUCACCACUGUCCACCGUGGCGGGUAGGGGAGGGGUACGUGGCGUCUACUGUAGGCCGCCGUCGGUGCUGGGAGCCAUCUCCGCUGGUGCUCUGGGGCCGGGGCCUCCUGAGCCUUUGCUGGGCGCUGGAGGAGCGACGCCGGGGCCCCCUCCGGCCGGGAAAGUUUGCGCCAAGAUCAGGAUCUGCAGCCGUGGAGUCGAGCCGCCACGCCUUGGUGAGGGACCGAGGGGAUGGAUUCCCCCAUGGCGGAGAAGGCGACGAAACCAGAGGAGGAAGAUAGGUUGAGCGUGCUGCCAGAUGAUGUUUUACUGUCUAUCCUGCGGAAAGUCGACAUAAGCACGGCCGCACGAACAAGUUCACUGUCAACACGGUGGAGGCAGCUGCCCUGGCUGCUGCCUGAGCUCAACAUUGAUGUCAGCUGUUUCCUACCUGCUCCACGCUCAGACCCGAUUGAGGCAAAUGACAUGCAGGAAGCUAUGGUGGCUCUAACCAAAGCAACCAGGAGUUUAUUGUCUAAGCCUCAUAGAGGAUCCACCACCACGAGGCUGGACCUUGUGAUCUACUUGAUCAAUACUUUCUUGUCUGACCUUGGCCCACUGGUGGGUGACGCAGUCGAUUGUGGUUUGUUAAAAGAUUUGGAUCUCACCAUUCAUGACGGGACAGAUGCUCUUGACCGUAAUGAAGAGUAUAUGCUUCAGCGAGCGCAGGAUAUAUAUGGGUUUUUCACUGCCUACCCUAGUGUGCUCCAUUGCCUCACAAAGCUCUCUCUGUACAAUGUAUGCUUCAGUGAACUGGACAUCAAUCGUGUCCUGUUUGACAGCUGCAAGGAACUGAAGCAUCUAUUCCUCAUUUACUGUGAUACUGGCCGUCACACUCUCUGUAAGAUAGAUGCACCAAAUUCAAAACUCAGUGUUUUAGAAAUCCACUUCUGUCGCUUUGAGAUGCUUGAGUUGGUCUGCCUUCCAAAGCUGGAGAAGCUCACAUGGUAUCAUUGGUUGUCUGAAUAUAGCCCUUUGCUGUUGUGUUAUGUCCCAUCUCUUGGGGAAUUAGAACUCUCAUCUGCGUUAACACUAAAGCAUGUACCAUUUAAAUUAAGUGAGGUUCUACAUGGAACCACAAGCAUACAUACUCUGACGUUGGACUUCCAAGGAGAAAAACUUUGGAUGCAACCUGAAAUGAAGCAACUCUGCACCGCAUUCAACAAGCUAAGGAAGCUGUCUGUGUGUGGUAUCUUUGUUGAAUUUGACAUUAUAUGGACGACAGCCUUUCUUGUGGCGGCACCCUCCAUUGAAAUAUUAUGUAUUGAGGAAAGUCAACUAUAUUCGUAUGUUUUCCUCAUGCAAUCUAGGUAUGGGACCAUGACACAUGCGGUUGGGACGAAAAUUAUAACAGAAAGUUGCUAUUCGCCGAUAGAAAAAAUCCUGAGUGGGAGAUGGACUCGCACAGCUCCAAGAACUGGCUACUGAAGGAGCUCCAGAUCUCUGGCUUCAGGCCGCUGGAACAGCAGUUUACAUUUAUAAGGGCCUUGCUGGAGCGAGCCCCCAACUUGCAGACGAUUGUCCUGAAAGGAGACAUAGAGUGCGUGUGGGAUUGUGUCGCCCUCACAAGAGAGUCUUUAUUUCCAAAGAGUGAGGCUGAUCAAGAAAUGGUGGUGAGGCGAAUCACAGACGGCAAACCCUUGCCCCGAGUGAUCUUCCAUGAAUGAUCCUGUUUUCUUCGGAUCAUCUUUGUUGUUUAAGCUGCAAGGACUGAGUUGUCUGUAUGACCUGUAUCGUUUUGGGUGUUCAGUCAGACAGUUGGAUAUGGGCCUGUGUAAUGAAUUCAGUGAGAGUGAGAGAUUGGUAUGUGCUAGGAACUAAGGCUGGGUUUCAUUUCGUGAGAAGCACAGCAUGCAUGCAAGUUCAUGUUCAAGUUGAACUUCUGGUGCUAGCUAAGCUAUAUUCUUUCUUUCUUUUGGUUGGUUGCUUGCAUGCUGGGAAAACCAUUAAUCCUGAACUUGUGAUGCCUGCGCUAUACUGUUGUA